AUGGGAGUAUUAGAAUCAGGUUAUAUUCCCGGUGGCUUAUACUAUAGAAGUACUUGGUAUACCAAGAGUCAAUUACGUCUCCGUUAUAAUAUAUAUUUCAUAGGUAAUUUAACUGCAUCUGCAACAGGUUCCUUAAUUGCUGCUGGUAUAUUGAAAAAUAUAGCUGGAUCAUAUGGAUUGCUGGGGUGGAAAUGGAUUUUUAUUAUCGAAGGUGUAAUUGAAUUAGGCUAUGGCCUAAUAUCUGCUUCAUUAAUUCCAGAUUCUGCGCUCGAUCCAAGGCCUUUCUGGAAAGGCUUUAGGAUGUUUAAUGAAAGGGAAUCAAAAUUUAUAAGAGGAAGAGUUUUAUUAGACGACCCUGAAAAAAUAUCGAGCUCCGAGAAUAUUUCAUUAACCGCCCUUAAAGAUGCUUUGCUGCAAUGGCGUAUCUGGCUUCAUUUUAUUUUCACAUUCUCAUUUAUGCAAAACACUCAAGCAUUAUCUAUAUAUGUGCCUUCAAUAGUUCAAAGUUUAGGUUAUUCUAAUGUUGCUGCAAACGCGAUGAGUUCAAUAGGUAGUUGGUGUGCAACAGUCAUGUUAGUACUUUUGACAUUAUUAAGUUAUUAUAUUAAUAUUGAAUCCAUUUCAAUAGGUUUUGUCACGCUUUGGCAAAUGGUUUUUACUGUAGCGUUAUUUUCUAUAUCUAUCUCAGAUAGAAACAAUUUAAAGUUUGCACUUUUAACAUGCUUAAUAACAAGUGGUUCAGUUGGUCAUGUUUUGAAUUGUUCUUGGACAAGUAACAACUUGUCAAAGCGGAAGCAUCGUAGCAUAGCCAUGGAAUUACUUGUCAUGGCUGCAAACAUGGCAGGAAUUUGUGCUGGUCAAGUAUUGAGAACGAAUGAUGCUCCGAAGUAUCAUAAUGCAUUUUUAGCCUUAUCUGUGGUCAGCAUAUUUUCUUUGCUAGUAGUAGCUUGCAUAACUGUUCAAUAUAUUUUGAAUAACCGUAAGUUAGAGUAG
Molecule: messenger RNA, 993 nt
Organism: Debaryomyces tyrocola
Lineage: Eukaryota; Fungi; Ascomycota; Pichiomycetes; Serinales; Debaryomycetaceae
Source: the annotation of a GenBank genome assembly